Aedes albopictus (Asian tiger mosquito) is the source of this 857-nucleotide messenger RNA. RefSeq names its product intermembrane lipid transfer protein VPS13B-like. The record is from RefSeq and is a predicted model, not a curated record. The coding region runs from base 405 to 857 and encodes 150 amino acids. NCBI's taxonomy places the organism in Eukaryota, Metazoa, Arthropoda, Insecta, Diptera, Culicidae. The transcript has 3 exons.
GAAAACGCGACAAAAACAUCACGCGAUAAUAAUAAAACCGCCGCAAUACAAAGAAGAAACCCAUUCUUCUGUCGUCGUCGACGUCGUCUGCCGUCCGUCAGACGUGUGAAGACUGCCUCCGUGGAACGCGAGAAAAAAAUAAUUAUUGCCCGUGUUAUCAACAUUUUUAUCGGGAGCUUUGUGCUGAAGAAAAAAUCCUUCAAAGUGUGGUUUAGUCACCGAUUUUACGAACUUUGCGUGCUAUCCAGUGAAUGUGAUCUGUGGUGAGCGGCGAAAGCGUUGAACUUUGUGUCGAUUUGCGUUCGAAACGGAGGAACACCAUCAGCAGCCAAAAAGUCCCGUUAUGUUUUGGUUUUGAGUGAAUUUUCGGUCGUAAUCGAGGAACAGCAAAAUCACGCGAAAAUAUGUUUAAAAUCGAGUCCUACAUCACACCCAUUAUCCUAAGCUACGUGGAGAAGUAUGUGAAAAACAUCCGGCCGGAGGAUUCGCAGGUGUCCCUGUGGGGUGGCGAGGUGGUCUUCCAGAAUCUGGACCUGAAGCUGGACGUGCUGGAGGAGGAGCUGUCGCUGCCGUUCCAGUUCCUGUCGGGGCACAUCCAUGAGCUGGCGAUUCGCGUGCCGUGGACCAAGAUUGCCUCGGAACCGAUCGUCAUCACGAUCAAUACGAUUGAGUUUGUCCUGAAGCUCCGCGCCGCCGUUACGGUAGCAGCCAAAAACUCGGAUCGCUCGCUAAUCACGUGCACCGAGAGUGUCGAGUCGACCGGCAACCAGUCCGGCGGCAAUCAAUUAGGAAAUACGAGAUCUCUCAAUCACACUAAAAAAAAAUGGAAGCCCACAAUGAGCUUCCAAUUUCAAUAG